AUGGAUCGAUUAACAGAUAAACUUUCAACGAUAAAUUUAUUCGAUAGUGAAUCAAAUAAUAUUGAAAUAAUUCGUCUUGAACGAAUAACAACAAAACUUUAUUUAUUAGUUUUUACAAUUUGUAUAUAUAGUAUAACAAUAUAUAUACUAUUUUCGGAUAUCACUAUAGAUCAAUCUUUUUCAAAUCCUUCUCAAAAUGAUUAUAACAAUUUAUUCAUAUCUUAUUCAAAAUCACUUGAUUGCCCUUGUAGCAAAAUAUCAAUUACAUAUAAAGAUUUUAUAGAAAUCAAUACAACAUUUCAUCAAAUGUGUUCAAGUGAUUUUUAUUAUUAUGAACGACGUGAUAUUCGUGCACGUGGUAAUGCAUAUUUUGUAUUUCUUUCAAAUUUAUGUGAAAUUUCUCAAUUAACAAUUAAUAAUGCAAUUGAACAAUUUAUUAAUGAAACAUUUAUUAAUACUGAAUUAAUAUCAGAAUCUGAAUUUAAUAUUCAAAUUGAAAAUAUUAUUUUACAAUUUCAAAAUGGAACUUUAACAAAAUUUUCUCGAAGUUUAAAACUUCUACGAGAUAUAAUAAAUGGUAAUGCUUUUUCCAAUAAUAAUGAAAAUGGAUGUUCAUGUGGAACACAAAGUGAUUGUAUUGAUUCAGGAGGCAUUUAUUAUGAUAAAACUAAUCUUCAAGUAUUUGUAAUGCCUGGAUGGAAUAUUGGAUGUUCAGUUGUAGAAACAGUAUUGCAGUCAACAUUUGAAUGUUUAUAUAAUCAAACAUGUAUUGAUCUAUUAUUAUAUUAUAUCACAACUGUUCCAAAUAAACAAUAUAGUUAUGGAAUGAUUAUAUCAGCUAUUAAUUCUUCAAUUGUAACUCGUUUUGAAACAAAUACAUUGAUUCAAACUAUAGCAGAUGAAUUAUUUAUUGAAGAAUGGAAAAUCAAUAGUUCCUAUUCAUUAUUUUAUAGUCAAUGUGCUGCGAUUUAUUGUUCUUAUGAAACUCAAAAGGAUGAUUACGCCAUUUAUAUUAUAUCAAAAAUUUUAGGUUUAUAUGGAGGAUUAACUGUUUCUUUACGAUUUAUUAUUCCACUUAUUACUAAAAUAAUAUUUAAUAUUAUUAAACGAUGUCGAAAUGAUAGAAUUAUUCUCAAUGAAUAA
Adineta steineri is the source of this 1143-nucleotide messenger RNA. Lineage: Eukaryota; Metazoa; Rotifera; Eurotatoria; Adinetida; Adinetidae. The record is from the annotation of a GenBank genome assembly.